UGUGGGUACCAACUGUGAUGUAGAGAUCAAUGAGUGCUCGGGAUCCAGAAAAUGCAAUCAUGGAGGCACCUGUGUUGAUCAGAUUGCUGGCUUCUCAUGUCUCUGUCCUAAUGGUACAAUAGGAUCGACCUGCAACAUCAAUGACUACUGUAACAUCAUCUCGCCAUGUCAGAACAAUGGCCAGUGUGUGGACAUCAGCGUUCCAUGCACUGACAACUCAGGAACUUUCUGUAAUGCUACAUAUGAGUGUCAAUGUCAAAGUGGUUUCACUGGUAUAAAUUGUGAAAUAAACAUAGAUGAAUGUGCAUCCUCCCCCUGCCAGAAUGGUGCUACAUGCAUUGAUCAGGUGAAUGGUUACAUUUGUUCCUGUCCAUCAGGCUUUACUGGAACCACCUGCCAAGUGAACAUCAAUGACUGCCAGUCCACAUCCUGCAACCAGCGUGGGACAUGUGUGGACGGUGUGAACUCCUUCACUUGUAACUGUGCAACUGGGUACACUGGCGCCACCUGCAACAGAUUGGUGGAGACCAGACUGGUGUCAUACUCCUUCGAGGACUCCUGUUUCAAGCCUGGAGAUGACAAAGGAAUCACUGUCAACAUGGAUGUCACCUUCCCAUACUUCCAGCACAAGGUUUCCUCUGUGUUUAUCAGUGACAAUGGCUACCUGACCUUCAACACUCGACUGCCAUUCUUGUUUCGGCCAUAUCCCUUCAGCCAGCUAAGGGUGCCUUUGCUUGGUGUGUUCUGGUUAGACCAGGAUUUCACCAACCCUGGACUCACUAAUGCUGAGUCCAGACUCUGUUACCAGGCCUAUGAUGUCAUCAAGGGACUCAGUGACACAGGAAACUAUGUCAAAGAUGUUGCUGAAUAUGAAGUGAAUAAUAACCCAAAUAUGCAGCUCAGCUUCAAGUUUAAAGCCAGUUUUAUCUUUGUGGUCACUUGGGAGAAGGCUGUCCCCUAUCCCUCUGUAUUAUACUAUGGACGUGAGAACUUCACCUACCAAGCAGUCAUUGCUACCGAUGAAAAGUAUACCUUUGCCAUUCUGAACUAUGGCGAUAUGUUUACGAGGUCAGGAAGUAGGUCCCGCCCUGUUUAUGUUGGUUAUGCUACAGGGGAUUUGUCCUGUCCGUCAUUCAACCACGCCCAAUGUUAUGGACAGAAUUACCUGUCUAAUCUUCCUGCUGUCUACAACAUCAACUCAUUGAAAGGGAACACUGGUUCAACAGGAAAAGAGAUGUACAGACUUGACAACAGUGACAACCAGAUCAACUAUGACCAGCUGUGUCUGGAUUGGGCCCUGGCCCAGAACACGGGACUCUUGCGUUUGCUUGACCAGUCCAACGGCCCCUGUCCCUGCACUGCAUUGCAAGCACUACAAGACUUCAGCUACAGAUUUGACACCAGCACUUUCUGUGCCAUCAGCAGGUUUCCUGCAGAGCUAGGGGGAGGAAGGCAAUGCUGUUACAACUCCCAGUUAUGGCUGAUCACCAGUGGCCCCACAGCUGGCACCAUGAUUAAGAGCUUGUACCCUGGAAGUCUUCGAGAGAGGGAGGACACCCUCCCUAAAGAGUGGUGCUGUCAGAAAUCCAAUAACCCCGAUGUUUACUGCCUGGUGUACCAGGGAUACCGACCUGUGGACACCUGCCUUGGCUAUGGGAUACGCUUCCCUUUUGCUGAUGGUGAUCCACAUUUGGCCACCAUAGAUGGCAAGGACUACACCUUCAAUGGCCACGGAGAAUACGUCAUGGUGGAGACUGUGGAGGGAGCCUCAUCUGAUGGCUACAUCCCUUUCUCCUUCCAAGGACGUACACAGCCUGCGUUACGUGAUGGUCAGGCAACCAAUGCCACCGUGUUCAGUGCCUUCGCUGCUAAAUCUAACAACUCUGACACACUGCAUGUAGAAAUGGUGACCAAUAACACUGCCUUAGAAGUCUGGGCAUACCGUGAAAGCACUGGCCAAUGGGAGCUGGUAAAUCUGACUUCUGCAAUUCCAACUUUCGACAAUAUGGAAGUGAUCUAUAAUGCUACAGGCAGCAGUGUAACUGGGGUGUUUUCUUCAGGCUGGUCUAUCACCAUUUCCCUCAGUGAAGGUGUGCUCAGUUUCUUGGCUGGAGCACCUGGGACUGCCAUCAACAGGACACGAGGUCUACUGGGGGUGUUCAAUAAUGACAUCACAGAUGACUUCACCACACCUGACGGCACUAUUCUGCCUAUCAAUUCAACAGAAAGACAGAUCCAUUACAACUUUGGACAGCUGUGGAUGGUCCAAGAAGGGGCUUCCCUCUUCCAUUACAAGGGUGAACUGACAACCUCCAGUUUCCAGGAACCCUCUUUCCAGCCAGUUUUCUUUGACGAAAUCAGCUGGCCAAAUGAAACCAUCAAAGCCGAGUAUUACACCAUCUGUAAUAAUGUUACACAGUGUGUUUAUGACUACUGGCUUACUCUGGACAAGAAGCUGGCAGAAGCCACAGCUACGAAGCAGGCAGAAAAUGCUGUUAAGGCUGGGGAAGCAAAGAAUGCUGUCCCCAGAAUCAGGCUGAUUCCAGCCACAGUCAAUGUCACAGGAGGUGACCUGGUCACUGUUAGUGUAUCUGUCAUUGAUGAUGAUGUCACAGACGUGGUCAGCUUGUCAUACACUGGAAAUACCACGGGAACUAGUUUUAACAACAGCACUGGACUCUUUACCUGGACCCCAGCUCUCACAGCACAGGUGUUUAUGAUCAGGUUCAUAGCUGACGAUGGCAAUGGUGGGGUGUCAGAGGCAUCAGUCCGGAUAAGUUACUGCAGUGGAUGCUCUUCAAGUGGCACAUGUAACUUUGACAGGCAGACCCUGCCAGAUGUGAACUUCCCCAACUUUGCCGUGGCAACUUGUGAAUGUGCUCUAGGAUAUACAGGUGAUGACUGCAGUAUAGAUCUGGAUGGCUGUCUAGCUAACCCAUGUCCACAGGAUGUGAACUGCACUGAUGUUCCAGCCCCUCUCCACAGCAGUUCUGGAGUAGCCUUCACCUGCUCUGACUGCCCAUCAGGGUUCACACUGGACAACAACACCAGAAAGUGUGUGGAUAUUGAUGAGUGUGCUAUGGGCUCCAAUGUGACCAAUAACUGUGAACAGUUGUGUGAAAACACAGAGGGCAGCUACACAUGCACCUGCUAUGAUGGAUAUAGAAGCAAUGGAUCACGCUGUUAUGAUGUUGAUGAAUGUACUGAGAGGUCAGACAACUGUGACCAGAUUUGUGUCAACACAAAUGGAAGUUUCUACUGUGAGUGUGCUGCAGGAUACACCUUGAAUGUCACCUCUAACCUGUGUAUAUCUGACUCUGAUAUCUGCCAGCUGUUGAACUGUAGCCACUACUGCACCAACUCCACGGGGUCAGUCUUGUGUCAGUGUCCUGACGGCUUCAAUCUGGACACCAACAACCGCACCUGUCUAGACAUUAACGAGUGUUCAGACCCAGUGUUAAAUGGCUGUGACCAGUUGCUAGGCAACUGUAGUAACACAGCUGGAGGCUACACCUGCUCCUGUCAGAUAGGCUACGGGCUUGCCAGUGACAAAAGAAGUUGUGAAAAGUGUGUGGCCCCACAGUAUGGCCUGGGUUGUGUGGAGAUAUGUGACUGUCAGGGCAGAGCUGCCACCUGUGACUACAUCCUAGGCUGUGUAGACUGUCAACCUGGCUGGAACGGCUCCCAAUGUGCCGCUGACAUCAAUGAGUGUCUUAACAACACUAUAUGUGGCAACACCGGCCAGUGUGUCAAUACCAAUGGCUCAUUCUACUGUGUAUGCCCUCAAGGCUAUGUGCUGAAUGCUUUAGGCACAUGUGAAAAUAUAGAUGAGUGUGUGUUGCAGACACCUUGUAGUUUACAGGCAACAUGCAAUGACACCAUAGGCAGUUAUGUCUGCACAUGUAAUGAUGGCUACACAGGCAAUGGAACCUUCUGUGCUGAUGUGGAUGAAUGCAAUAGCACCAACCCUUGCACUGGACCAUAUGAGGAAUGUAUGAACACAGUGGGCUCGUAUCUCUGCAAAUGCCAGAGUGGCUUUCAGCGUGACGUGGACGGAGUUUGUGCUGAUGAUGAUGAGUGUCUCCACAGUAGUUCCUGUGAUACCAUGGCAACAUGUCUUAACACAGUUGGUUCAUUCACCUGCACCUGUAAUGCAGGGUACACUGGGACUGGUCUGGUUUGUAAUGAUAUAGAUGAGUGUAAGAAUAUCUCUGCUUGUAGUGGUCAGGGUCAAGUGUGUAAUAAUACAGAGGGAGGGUUCCAGUGUCAGUGUGACUCUGGCUAUGUACAGAACAACACAGUAUGUGAAGACAUCAACGAGUGUGACCUCAAUCUGUGUCCUAUCAGCUCCUACUGUACCAACAUCCCAGGGGGCUACUACUGCACCUGCUUCCCGGGGUUACAGGGUGACUUCUGUAAUAUCACCAUAGCUACAACUGCAGCUCCAUUUACAGCAACAACUUCUGAGGCGGACUUAUUAACAACAUCAGCUGACAACUACACAGUAACAACAACAGCAAAUAUUGUUACUGAAACUACAACAGAAGAAACUGUGACAACUUCUGAGGCCAACUUAUUAACAACAUUAGCUGACAACAUCACAGUAACAACAACAGCAAAUAUUGAUACUGAAACUACAACAGAAGAAACUGUGACAACUUCUGAGGCCAACUUAUUAACAACAUUAGCUGACAACAUCACAGUAACAACAACAGCAAAUAUUGAUACUGAAACUACAACAGAAGAAACUGUGACAACUUCUGAGGCCAACUUAUUAACAACAUUAGCUGACAACAUCACAGUAACAACAACAGCAAAUAUUGAUACUGAAACUACAACAGAAGAAACUGUGACAACUUCUGAGGCCAACUUAUUAACAACAUUAGCUGACAACAUCACAGUAACAACAACAGCAAAUAUUGAUACUGAAACUACAACAGAAGAAACUGUGACAACUUCUGAGGCCAACUUAUUAACAACAUUAGCUGACAACAUCACAGUAACAACAACAGCAAAUAUUGAUACUGAAACUACAACAGAAGAAACUGUGACAACUUCUGAGGCCAACUUAUUAACAACAUUAGCUGACAACAUCACAGUAACAACAACAGCAAAUAUUGAUACUGAAACUACAACAGAAGAAACUGUGACAACUUCUGAGGCCAACUUAUUAACAACAUUAGCUGACAACAUCACAGUAACAACAACAGCAAAUAUUGAUACUGAAACUACAACAGAAGAAACUGUGACAACUUCUGAGGCCAACUUAUUAACAACAUUAGCUGACAACAUCACAGUAACAGCAACAGCAAAUAUUGAUACUGAAACUACAACAGAAGAAACUGUGACAACUUCUGAGGCCAGAAUCACCACUGAAAAACAUCUCUUCCACUGCUGUGAGUCUUGUGACAGGAGCAACAAGCACUUCUGCAGCAGAGAUAACCACUCAAAUGAUUCUAAUUCUGUACCAGGAGUAACAAUACAAGAGACAACAACAACCACCAGACAAGCACCAGCAGAGGGCACCACUGUACUGCUCAGCAUCACUGUUAACAUCACUUACCAAGCAGGUUUUAACGACUCCACCUCCCUGUUCUGGAGAGCUCUAGAAUUACAGUUGGCCAGCUUGUACAGUGGAUUGUCAGGCUUCCUUAGAGUCGUCAUCAUUGAAAUAAGAAAUGGUAGUACCAUAGUAGACCACCAGGUGGUGUUCAACAGCACUGUCAAUUCCCAGACUAAAGAGGAGGUGGCAAGCCAAUUCAACACUGGAAUAGAGAGCCAAAACAAGAUUUUCACAUAUAAUGGAACAGAAUACCCAGUGACUGCCGCCUCAGUCUUUACAGCAGGCGGUGAAGUUGUCAUCUUCCCCAAGUUUUCCCCCUGUGACAUCUACAUCAAGGAGAAGGCAUGUCAGAAUGGGGCUGUGUGUGAGACAUCCAAUAACACGGCCACAUGCAGAUGUCCUCGCGGUUACUCGGGAGACUUCUGUGAUGUGAAGAGCGGUCUGACAGAGCUGGAGAUAGUAUACGUUGUCCUGGGCUCUGUAGGAGGGGUUCUCUUGAUAGUCAUCCUUAUACUGCCCAUUUUGAUCUGCUGCAGACACUACAGGUCUAAGAGCCUAGGAAGCUCUUCAUACAGUGACAUAACUCAGAUGUCCUACGGUCGAGUGACUGGCGCUUUCCAUCCUAAAUAUGGCAUGGACUGGAAGAACAUGAGGGACGGACGUGGGAUUUAUAACCAACAAGGCUUCAACUGGCGUGACUGGCUUGGAGAUGAUGGGGAACAAUCCCAGAGUUCCAGUGAUAUGACUGUGCACCGAGACCAGAUGCAUUAUGGGCCAGGUUUUUUCCAUUCCUCCACGCAAGCCAUAGCUCACCCUAGCAAUUCUAGUCUGGAUAUCUAUGACAGAAGGCUCAAAGCUGAUGAUGACUCUGAUUCAGACUGGGCAGACUUGGUCUCUACCACCCUGGACAAGGACAAAACAUUCCGUAUAAAACGCCCACAGGUGGAUCCAGCCAAGACAAGCCCAUACAGGCUAAAACUGAAGCCAGAGUCUAACAUCUGAGCCAUUUGUCCACAGAUUUAUGUCCAUACAGCUCUGUGCAAUAGUGGCCGUGCCAUGCAUGGUGCACAGUUUAUGGUGCUCACAAAGAUGAAAAUGAACUCAUUCUGUAUCUCUCCAUAUCUGAAUAUAAGCAAUAUUACUGCUGUACUGUAUGUACCAUACAUGUAGAUCACCAAAGAGAUAUUGAAGUGUACAGCAUAGUUUAAAAUGACAAAAACUGCAACUUUGUCAUUUUGGUAAACUUUCAAACUUGAAUACAAAUGAGAGAAAGUAAUCAUAUUGACUCUAUCUGAAACUGUGACAAUUAGCUAUGUUAUUUGUCUGUACACUUUUAGUAAAGUCAUUACGCAAGCCCCUCCCUGAUAAUGCACUUUUGACAACAUUUGUUCCAGACCAAUCUGAAGUUAAUGAAGUAGAUAUAAUCAGUAUAUUUAUUAGGUAUAUGUAUAUAUGUACAUGUAAAAUCUGUAGAACUGUUUGAUGAAAACUAUACUCACUAUCCGACUGUGAAACCUUCUGUAACUAGCUAAACAUGCAGAUUACAAGUUUGGGGGCUUAUUAGAAGCACCCCAUACUGGGACAUUCCAAACUUUGAAUUUAUUUUUAUAUUAUGUGAAUUGUUUCCUUCAUAUGGUGGAAACUUAACUGUGAUAUAAAAAUUGAGGAUGCAUUCCAUGCCAAGUAUAUGAGAGGUGGACCAUUGUACUGUAGACAUAAUGUCCAGGUUAGUUAGCACAUUGUGACUCCGUCCAAAGUAUACAAGUUGUUACAUAUACAAGGUUAUUUCACAUACGAUUACAUCAUACUUGUAUAGCUUUUUAUCUCAUGUUCAACAUAUAUUAUAUCAUUCAUUCAUAAAGAAACAAGUUAUGCAAAUGAAAGCAAUCAUCAUGUGUCUUCCCAGCAAUGAAUGGUCACCAGGACGGUUCACAUUGCUUUGUGUUUACUAUGCAACAUUUUUAUUCCAGAACAUUUAUUAUUUACAUAUCAUUUCAUGUAUUAGUAGUUUUACCUCAAAAAAGGGCUUGGUAAGCAAUGUACAUUUCAUACCGAGUAGGUUAUAUGGCAUAUGUAAGUUUAUUUUACUACAAAUUGGAAACUUGUAUUGUUACAUUUUCUACAAGCAGUAAAGCAUUUUUGCAUUCAUUUCAUACUCACCAGCAUUGUAGAUUAUUUCAUACUUAAAACUUAGAAUAUACUAUUGCUCGUAUUUUUAUUAUGCUAGUAUACAUUAGCCACUUUAAUGAUAUCAUAAUAGUUUACAUAUGUAGAAUGUCUUUAUUCAAGAAUUUAACAAUUGACAGAUUACUAUUUAUUGAUAAUAAUGUUGUAAGUUUUGCUGUAGCAAAGACUUUCAUAAAAUGUUAAGUCUAGAAUGUAAAUAUUUUACGUGUAGAUACUAAAGAAAUAAAUUAUUUUUACAUUAAUAAAAAAAUGAGUAAAAUUGUGGUUGUGUUCAAAGUACAUUAAUUUGAAAUAAUAAAAAAACUAAUCCUUGCUGGGUCACUUACAAUUCUAUUAAAAAAGAGUAUAUUCAGCGGUUACCAAAUUAACAUCACAUAGAAAAAUACACAAAUUAUCAAGAAUAAUGAAAACAAUCUACAAGUAUGUCUUCAACCUGCUCACUAAUACCUUCGGGGUGACUUGCAUUGUAAAGUUAAAAUUUAACAAUAAAUAUAAAUAUGAAUCUCAAGUCAACUCACGCAAAAAAAAAAUGCAAAUUUAAAAUAAUGUUAUUCAAUGGUCUCAGCCCUCAUCUGAUCACACACAGAAUUAAAAUAAAAAACUAUCUUGGGAACAUGCUGAACUUACAUGUGCAAAACCGUGAAAAUAUUUACAUUCACAUCCCAGAUAGUAAUGCUGGAAGGUAAUGGAAGUAAAAUAUCUUAUAAAAGUAGGAUCCAUCACCCCCCCCCCCUUCUCCCUUCACCCGCCAGGUGUCACCACAACUGUGACCUUGAAAAGUAGGUCAAGGUGAAUCACUGGGAUAGUCUCACUAAAUCCAAAGAAAAGUGUUCCACAUUUGGUGGUGUUAAGACAACUACUAGCAACUGUCUGUAGUGUCUCAGGAGGCUGAGCUAGUUCCCUGUAUUGUAUGUCUUAUAUGCCAGAGUUAAGACAACUACUAGCAACUGUCUGUAGUGUCUCAGGAGGCUGAGCUAGUUCCCUGUAUACCUGCCUGUAAAACUCUGAACAAACUGUGGACAUCCUCAGUCUUCAGGCAGGUGGCAGCAUUGUCCUCUAUCCGCUUCUCCUCCACGGCAGUAGUGACCAGCUGCUCCAGAGAAUGGUCAAUAUUGACUGUGUAUGGGAGAAAAUGUCCAACAUCUUGAAAAGAAAACUCGUGCUCCUUCAGGAGUGCUGCCAUGUGUUGUGGAUUGCAGUCCAACUUUAACAAGGACUUCCAGUCUGAGGGAUGAGGACAGUUCACAUCAACAUUCUCCAGUAGCACAUCCUGAUCUGUAAAAUACAACACACAUCAACUUUAACAAGGACUUCCAGUAUGAGGGGUGAAGACAGUUCACAACAACCUACUCCAGUAGCGUGUCCUGAUCUGUAAAAUACAACACACAUCAACUUUAACAAGGACUUCCAGUAUGAGGGG
Lingula anatina is the source of this 9170-nucleotide messenger RNA. RefSeq lists its product as uncharacterized. Gene Ontology annotation, biological process: cell-matrix adhesion. Lineage: Eukaryota; Metazoa; Brachiopoda; Lingulata; Lingulida; Lingulidae. The record is from RefSeq and is a predicted model, not a curated record. Gene Ontology annotation, molecular function: calcium ion binding.